UAAGAGAGAUAAAGAUAGAGAAAAAUGUGAGGUAUCCAUGAAGGUGACAAUAUAAAAGGGAGGAAAGGGUGUCUGGUUUUCCCUUCUUUUAGAGAGAGAGAGAGAAAGAUCUAUAUAUAUAUUUACAGAGAGAGAAACAUAUAUGUAUAUAUAGGGAGAGAGAGAGAGAGAAUGGAAGAGAUGCAGCUAAACCAAGUAGCAGUAACACAUCUGCUUCAACAUACAUUAAGAAGCUUUUGCAGUCAUGAAAAUUCACAAUGGGUUUAUGCAGUUUUCUGGAGAAUUCUUCCAAGAAACUACCCUCCACCAAAAUGGGAUGGUGUAGGGGGAGCAUAUGACAGGUCUAGAGGCAACAGAAGAAAUUGGAUAUUGGUAUGGGAGGAUGGUUUUUGUAAUUUUGCAGCAUCAUCAACAAGUGGCAGAGAGUGUUCAGUUUACGGUGAUCAUGAAUACCAACAAUGUCAUGGGCUUCAACCCGAGCUCUUCUUCAAGAUGUCCCAUGAAAUUUACAACUACGGCGAAGGAUUGAUUGGAAAAGUAGCAGCAGACCACAGUCAUAAGUGGAUAUUCAAGGAGCCAAAUGAUCAAGAAAUCAAUUUCUUGUCUGCUUGGAAUAAUUCAGCUGACUCGCAUCCAAGGACAUGGGAAGCUCAGUUUCAGUCUGGUAUAAAGACCAUUGCUUUGAUUGCUGUUAGAGAAGGUGUCAUCCAACUAGGAUCCAUUCACAAGGCGAUUGAGGACUUGAACUAUGUGGUGCUACUAAGGAAGAAGUUCAGCUACAUCGAAAGCAUCCCCGGAGUCUUAUUACCACAUCCAUCAUCCUCAGCCUACCCAUUCAAAGCCGAAACAUCUGAAGCAGCAUGGCAUUAUCACGUACCACCACCCGAGUUCUGUCACCACUACAAUUACAACCAGGCUGCAGCAUUAAACAUAACUCCUUCCAUGAGCAGCCUUGAAGCUCUCCUCUCCAAACUCCCAUCAGUCGUGCCGGUUGCACCACCGGCCGGUCCACCAUAUUGUGAGCCAAGUAGACCCAUGGAGUUUUGGGCCGUAGAGGCAAAGGAGGAGGUUGAAGAGGAGGAUGUAAAGGAUGGUGGAGAGUGUAGCAGUUCUAUGACUUGUUAUAACAAUGAGCAAUAUGGUUAUCACCAUGACUUGAAUGUAAGCAGUUGCGGCAUGCGCAACAAUGGAUAUUAGUAGAAGAUUGUUUAAUAUAGCUAAUUACAAGUCAUGGUGCCAACUUUAACGAGUGUUUUGUUUUCUAUAUUAGUUUUGGUGUGUUUACUAAAUAAAUAAAUAAAUAGUGAUGAAGAUUUGUUGAUGUAAGUUUGAAAAAUGUAUGAAUGUAGCUAGCUUGCUAGUGGGAUGUUAACUGAUC
Molecule: messenger RNA, 1378 nt
Organism: Helianthus annuus (common sunflower)
Lineage: Eukaryota; Viridiplantae; Streptophyta; Magnoliopsida; Asterales; Asteraceae
Product: protein RICE SALT SENSITIVE 3
Exons: 7
Coding region: 172-1197 (341 amino acids)
Source: RefSeq, a predicted model, not a curated record